Dermacentor andersoni is the source of this 795-nucleotide messenger RNA. Lineage: Eukaryota; Metazoa; Arthropoda; Arachnida; Ixodida; Ixodidae. The record is from RefSeq and is a predicted model, not a curated record.
AUGACCCGACCGCGACCGCUGCCACCGUCGACGCCAAAGGUUACUCGAGCGCCGCCAACGCCGCGACCCACCCCGCCAAAGGCCACUCAAGCACCCGCAACGCCUCGACAUAUCCCGCCAAAGAUUACCCGACCCCCACCGCUGCAACCGUCGACGCCAAAGGCCACUCAAGCACCGUCAACGCCGCGACCUACCCCGCCAAAGAUUACCCGACCACCACCGCUGCCACCGUCGACGCCAAAGGUUACUCGAGCGCCGCCAACGCCGCGACCCACCCCGCCAAAAAUUACCCAACCGCCACCGCCGCCACCAUCGACGACAAAGGCCACUAAAGCACCGGCAACGCCGCGACCUACCCAGUCAAAGGUUACCCGACCACCCAUGCUGCCACCGUCGACGCCAAAGGUUACUCGAGCGCCGCCAACGCCGCGACUCACAUCGCCGAAGAUUACCCAACCACCACCAUUGCCACCGUCGACACCAACCACGCCAAAGCCUACCACACACAAACCAUCUCCUACCACGCCAACCACUACUAAAAUACCAAAGCCGACGACACCGCCUGCACGUUUACCACAAAAGGCACCGGAACCUGACAACAUCAUCUGCACCGUGGCCAGCGAUGGCCCGAUGGAGAUGCCAGAAGACGGGCUCUGCGACUUCAUGUUCUACGAAUCGCUGGAGAAGCCCUUCGACAAACCGGGCGAGUCGUCCAUGGGAAAGUUCGCGACCUUUCAAUCCUUGGCGGCCAAAGGGAAUAAGACGCAGUUCGGCAUCUCCAUCUUCGCCAUGUAA